GGGAGGAGGUGGUUGGGUUGUAAGCUUACGCUGACAUCAUUACUGAAACGUGGAUAGUCCACCACAGAACCAAACCAAAGACCACAGACCCUGGAAGUUUGACUUUAACAAGUUACUCUAUCAGGGAACGUCACGGUCCUGUCUUGCCUUGUGGACUUUAAAUGGAAGGACUAUACCAUGAUAUUUCCAGGAUUGCCUACUACACAGAAUAUGACAGACACCUAGCAGCCGCAGUAUCAGCUGGGAAAACCAUGGCAACAGCCUACAUGGACCCCAACCUAAACCACGCCCUCCUGGGAGGAGCCAAGUCCCGGCUGAGUGCUGGGGCAUCAGACAGAACUGGCUCUGUGGACAGGGUUCUUAAAGUUUUCCAUUACCAUGAGACCAACACUGAACACAGCUUCUGGUCGUCCAAUAUCAGAUAUGGAGACGCCACUGAUGUCAGGGGGAUCAUCCAGAAGAUUCUGGACAUCCACAAAGUACGCUGGACUAAUUGUUUUGGGCUCCGCCUCAGCCACGCCCAUACCAGAGACCAGGUGCAUUGGCUCCACCCUGAUAUGGGUGUGUCACAUGUCAGAGAGACGUACGAACAAGCCAGAUCCAAUGACGAGUGGAGGUAUGAGUUAAGGAUACGGUAUCUACCAAAGGGCUUUGUCCAACAGUUUACAGAAGACAAACCUACACUCAACUAUUUCUACCACCAGGUGAAGUACGACUACAUGACGGAGAUUGGAGAUCAGGUUGACCAAGAUGUGGCUCUGAAACUGGGCUGUUUAGAAAUCAGGAGGUUUUUUAAGGAAAUGAGAGGAAAUGCCCUUGACAAGAAAUCCAACUAUGAACUACUGGAAAAGGAUGUUGGUCUGAGACGCUUUUUCCCCAAAGAACUGUUGGAUUCAGUGAAGGCUAAAACUCUUCGUAAGCUGAUUCAACAGACCUUUAAGCAGGUGGCCAACCUCAACGAUCAGCAGUGCAUCCUGAAGUUCUUGGAGAUACUUGCACCAGUUUACCGCUAUGACAAGGAGUGCUUUAAAUGUGCCCUUGGGAGCAGCUGGGUGAUCCAGGUAGAGUUAGCCAUUGGGCCAGAGGAAGGGAUCAGCUACCUCACGGACAAGGGAUCCACGCCAACACAUCUUGCUAACUUUAACCAGGUUCAGUCCAUCCAGUACUCUGCCAUGGAGGAGAAGGACAGGAAAGGCAUGUUACAGCUCAAUGUGGCAGGAGCUGCUGAGCCGCUCACAGUUACAACAGCAUCACUGACCACGGCAGAGAACUUAGCUGACCUCAUUGAUGGUUACUGUCGACUCGUCUCUAUGGAAACACAUUCCUUCAUUGUCAGAGUUCAGAAAGAGGGAGAGAGAGCGCUUCCCUCCAUCCCAAAGUUGUCUAAUAAUGAGAAGAAGUUAGAAGCGGUCAGGAGUGGAGUCAGAGCCAUCUCUGUUUCAGAAGAACUUAGCGGGGAUGAGACUGAUGACUAUGCUGAGAUAGUUGAUGAAGAGGACACAUACACCAUGCCCUCCAUGAACUAUGGAGUUGUUGAAGCCCGGGACUAUGAGAUCCAGAGGGAGAGGAUCGAACUGGGGCGCUGCAUCGGAGAGGGUCAGUUUGGAGAUGUUCACCAGGGGGUCUACAGCUACCCGGAUAAGGCGGCUCUGCCUGUGGCCAUUAAGACCUGUAAUAACUGUACAUCAGACAGCGUCAGGGAGAAGUUCCUACAAGAAGCAUUAACCAUGCGUCAGUUUGACCAUCCUCACAUUGUGAAGCUGAUUGGAGUCAUCACAGAGAAUCCUGUGUGGAUCAUUAUGGAGCUGUGUACUCUUGGAGAGUUGCGUUCAUUCCUUCAGGUGAGGAAGUACAGUCUGGACCGGGCGUCUCUCAUUCUGUUUGCCUACCAGCUGAGCACAGCCCUGGCCUACCUGGAGAGUAAACGCUUCGUACACAGGUAAACACACCGGAUACAC
Molecule: messenger RNA, 1958 nt
Organism: Sphaeramia orbicularis (orbiculate cardinalfish)
Lineage: Eukaryota; Metazoa; Chordata; Actinopteri; Kurtiformes; Apogonidae
Product: focal adhesion kinase 1-like
Biological process (GO): protein phosphorylation
Cellular component (GO): cytoskeleton
Molecular function (GO): protein kinase activity; ATP binding
Source: RefSeq, a predicted model, not a curated record